This is a messenger RNA of Penicillium nucicola, 912 nucleotides long. Its product is annotated as putative malic acid transport protein. Gene Ontology annotation, molecular function: sulfite transmembrane transporter activity. NCBI's taxonomy places the organism in Eukaryota, Fungi, Ascomycota, Eurotiomycetes, Eurotiales, Aspergillaceae. Gene Ontology annotation, biological process: sulfite transmembrane transport; transmembrane transport. The transcript has a single exon. Gene Ontology annotation, cellular component: plasma membrane. The record is from RefSeq and is a predicted model, not a curated record. Bases 1 to 912 code for a protein of 303 amino acids.
AUGCCAAUUGAGAGGGAAACCAUCCGACCACCAUCACACCCACUCUCCCUGGCCCUCUGGAAUUUCUCCUCGCAAUGGUUUCUAAUUCCGCAAGGAACGGGAAUAAUACCCGUCCUCUUCCACCGACUAGACUACCAAUUUACAGGCCUGAUGAUCCUCGCCAAGAUAGUCUGGGUCUACACAAUCACCCUCCUAGGCAUAUGUCUAAUUCUGUAUCUCCUCCGCACAAUCCUCUACCCCAAACAUGUCAUACACCAACUCAGAACCAACCUAACCGAAACCGCAUGUCUCUCAUGCAUCUCAAUCGCCUUCACUUCAAUCCUCCAACUCGCAGUACUCGAAUACGGCGAGAAAGCAGGCCUGGAAAUCUACAUCCUGUGGUGGAUCAACACCGCAAUGGCAAUAAUAGCCUGCGCAGCCCUACCCUUCAUCCACCUCACCCUCCAAUCCCCAGAAAUAAACAGCAUCCCAACCUCCAUCCUCCUCCCCUUCAUCGCAACCUUAGCAUCAGCUGCCUGCAGCGGCGUCGUCUGCCGCUUCAGCCAUGUCACUCCCGAACUCCAAGCCCCCGCCAUAAUAGUGGCCUACCUCCAAGUCGGAGCCGGCCUCACACUAGCAACCGUCUUUGACGUAAUUCUCAUCCUCCAAUAUCUCAACUGCACCCACCCCACCCCGGAAACGGUAUGCCAAGAUAUGAUCCUCUGCGGGCCCUUCGGCCAAGGCUCAUUCGCCCUGCAGGUCCUGGGCCAGGCCGUGAAUACCGCCAGCGUCGCAGCCUAUGACCGAGAGAAAUUCUUGACCGUGCACGCCGCCGGCACGAUUGGGUUUAUUAGUCUGUUCUUGGGCCUACUCGUCUGGGGUAUGGGGUGUUUUGGUGGUGUUUUGCCAUCAUGCGUAUCGUGCAUACGCUGA